AUGCCUCCCAAGCCGCGCAACCACGCGGACGACGGCCACGGCCACAACGGCGGGGGCGCGUCUGGCGCCGGAGUGGCUGCAGGCGGCGCCCACUCGUCGUCGUCGGCCAACGGCGCGCACAGCAGCCAUGCAGCCGCAAGCACGGCCAACGGCGGCUCCAGCAAAGGCCGCCGUGCCGCGGCCGCGUCCAAUGCCUCUGCGUCGGCCGCUACGGCCGCCGCCGUUGCUGCUGCGCACCAGCAGUCCCUCCUCCAGCAGGCCGUCCCGGCUGUCGUGCUCCCCACGCUGCAAUGGGCCGACUUUGAACGCGGCGUCCUCCACGCCUACACCCGCGCCUUCCACCUCGACGAACCCUCCUCCUUCAGCAACGACUUUGCCCGCUGGAUCCUCUCGCAGCCAGGCAGCAUCGGCCUCCAGUCGCCCACGAUGCUGCGCCGCAAAGAGGCGCGGCGGCAGAGCAAGGCGCGCCUCGCGACGCAGGUGCGCAAGCACUUCAACGGGCAGGGCGGCCAGGAGAACGACAUUGUGGUGGACUUUUUGCACAAAAUACAGACGCACGAAGUGGCGCGGCAGCGGCGGCCACGGCGCAUGGGGUCGAAUGCGCGGGAGAUUGAUGGAUGA
Molecule: messenger RNA, 621 nt
Organism: Sporothrix brasiliensis 5110
Lineage: Eukaryota; Fungi; Ascomycota; Sordariomycetes; Ophiostomatales; Ophiostomataceae
Exons: 2
Coding region: 1-621 (206 amino acids)
Molecular function (GO): protein binding
Source: RefSeq, a predicted model, not a curated record